Molecule: messenger RNA, 436 nt
Organism: Staurois parvus
Lineage: Eukaryota; Metazoa; Chordata; Amphibia; Anura; Ranidae
Source: the annotation of a GenBank genome assembly
UCUCCCGGUGCUUUCCUUCCUACUCCAGGGGAGCCGGCUGUGCCGCGUACAGCUUGCCAUUCAAGCAAUGGCUUAUGAGGUCAUACUGCUGAUGCUUUAUUGCAUCAACAUUUACCCACGCCUUGCAUUCAGUAUAUCUGGUCUCCUCGGACCCUGCAUCCACUAUAUCUGGUCUCCCCAGACCCUGCAUUCACUAUAUAUGGUCUCCCCAGACCCUGCAUUCACUAUAUCUGGUCUCCCCGGACCCUGCAUUCACUAUAUCUGGUCUCCCUGAACCCUGCAUUCACUAUAUCUGGUCUCCCCGGACCCUGCACUCACUAUAUCUGGUCUCCCCGGACCCUGCAUUCACUAUAUCUGUUCUCCCAGGACCCUGCAUUCACUAUAUCUGGUCUCCCCGGACCCUGAAUUCACUAUAUCUGGUCUCCCUGGACCCUAC